This is a messenger RNA of Rhodofomes roseus, 1089 nucleotides long. RefSeq names its product uroporphyrinogen decarboxylase. The record is from RefSeq and is a predicted model, not a curated record. Gene Ontology annotation, molecular function: uroporphyrinogen decarboxylase activity. NCBI's taxonomy places the organism in Eukaryota, Fungi, Basidiomycota, Agaricomycetes, Polyporales, Fomitopsidaceae. Gene Ontology annotation, cellular component: cytosol. Gene Ontology annotation, biological process: heme biosynthetic process. Bases 1 to 1089 code for a protein of 362 amino acids. The transcript is spliced from 4 exons.
AUGUCGCUCGACUUCCCACCGCUCAAAAACGACCUGCUCCUGCGCGCCGCCCGAGGCGAACAGACAGAGCGUGCGCCAGUAUGGGUCAUGCGCCAGGCAGGACGAUAUCUUCCUGAGUUCCGCGAAGUGCGCGCAAAGCACGGCUUCUUCGACGUCUGCCGCACACCCGAGCUCGCGACGGAGGUAACGCUGCAGCCCAUCCGGCGGUACGCAGGCCUGCUCGACGCCGCCAUCAUCUUCAGCGACAUCCUCGUCGUCCCGCAAGCGAUGGGCAUGACCGUAGAGAUGAACCCCGGCCCGCACUUCCCCGAGCCGCUCAACACCCCCGCGGACGUCGCGAAGCUGCGCGCGCACGUCGACGUCGAGCAGGAGCUCGGCUACGUCUUCGCGGCCAUCACGCGCGCGAGGCGCGAGCUCGACGGCGCGGUCCCGCUCAUUGGCUUCUGCGGCGCGCCCUGGACGCUGUUCUCGUACAUGGUCGAGGGCGAGACGAGCAGGACAUACACGAAGGCGAAGACGUGGCUGUUCAAGUAUCCCGAGGAGAGCAAGGCGCUGCUCAUGCGCAUCGCGGACGUCUGCGUUGACUUUCUCGUAGGCCAGAUCAAGGCAGGCGCACAGCUCGUCCAAGUCUUCGACUCAUGGGCCGGCGAGCUUGCCCCGCACCACUUCCGCGAGUACGCGCUCCCCGCUCUGAAGCACAUCGCCUCUUCGGUGCGCGCCCAGCUCGUGGUACAGAACCUCGCCCCCGUCCCGAUGACACUCUUCCCGAAAGGCGCGACCGCGCUGCUCCCCGAGCUCGCGGAGUACGCGGGCUACGACGUCAUCGGCAUUGACUGGUGCAUCGAUCCCGUGGACGCGCGCAAGGCCGUCGGCGGCCUGGUCGCGCUCCAGGGUAACCUCGACCCGAACGUGCUGUACGGUGGCCGCGAGGCCAUCGAGCGCGAGGUGAAGAGGAUGUGUGAACGGUUCAAGGGCGGGAAGGCCCCGAAGGCGUGGAUCGCAAACUUAGGGCAUGGGAUCACGCCGGGUGUGGACCCCGAGGAUAUGCGGUUCUUCUUGGAGUGUGUGCACAAGUACUCAAAAGCCUAA